Ilyonectria robusta is the source of this 792-nucleotide messenger RNA. RefSeq lists its product as uncharacterized. The record is from RefSeq and is a predicted model, not a curated record. The transcript has a single exon. Bases 1 to 792 code for a protein of 263 amino acids. NCBI's taxonomy places the organism in Eukaryota, Fungi, Ascomycota, Sordariomycetes, Hypocreales, Nectriaceae.
AUGGCCUCAGAUGACUCGACGGCACCGCCUGUCCCCCCUCCGCCCACCGCCGCGCCUGUGCCUGUGCCCACCACGGGGCGAACUUUUGGCUACGCCGCUUCAACGGUGUCUUCGAGACGUCGGGUGCCCAUCCCCGCCGCGUCUCCAACAGGGUCUCGGCAACCUUCCCCCUCCCGGCCCCGCCUCCGCCCCCGCCCCCGCCCCCCGGCCGGUUCGGUGGCCGGCCCCGCCUUUUCUUCCGGCCGCGCGUCUGUCUCGGUUGCGGGCUCUGGCCGUCCGUCUCCCUUGCUUCCGGGCUCCGGCCCCGAUCUUUCGCCUGUCCCGGGCUCCGGCCCCAAUACUUCAACUGUCCCGGGCUCUGGCCCUGCGUUUCCGCUCGUGCUGGGCCCCGACCCAGCGUCCUCCUCCCUUCCGGGCUCCGGCCCUCCGCCCGACACCCCCGCUCCCGCUCCCACUCCCCGAGUUUCGACACCAAUCUCUUGCGAGGGGACGCCCGACCCUCCAGCGCCCCCAGACUCCCCCUCCGGUGACCAGGACCAGCCUCACCAGCCCAGCGAGCUGUCGACUAAUGGGCUCGCAUUUGCGUCUUUUGCCGUGGGCGUCAUCGGGGCCAAUGUCGCCGGGCUUUACGCCACCGACCUAAGCGAGCCACCGACCGAGACAGGUGGAUGGAGGUGGUCCCAGUCCCUCCUCCUCCUCAGCAACGCCAUGGCAGGGGCAGCCACGGUGCAGUCUCUCGUCUCCUACCAGAGGGGCAAUGGUAGCCUCCACGGCCCACUCCACGAACGAUAG